Molecule: messenger RNA, 422 nt
Organism: Penicillium verrucosum
Lineage: Eukaryota; Fungi; Ascomycota; Eurotiomycetes; Eurotiales; Aspergillaceae
Gene: tim13
Product: protein translocase subunit TIM13
Exons: 2
Coding region: 39-401 (120 amino acids)
Source: RefSeq, a predicted model, not a curated record
CUCAUUUACACCUUUUCCACCCAUCUCACUCCUUCAUAAUGUCGUCGCUUUUCGGUUCCGGCUCCGCCGCUCCCAUUCAGACCUCCGAGGAGAUCAAGGCAGCUGUCAUGCGCCAGCUCCAGCAGGAGGCAGCCAUGUCGAACGCCCGCUCCCUGAUCGGAAAAAUCAACAAGCACUGCUUCAAGGCCUGUGUUCCCACCCCCGGAACCUCGCUCUCGGCCAAGGAGAACACCUGCUUGUCUAGCUGCAUGGAGAAGUACAUCGCCAUGUGGAACACCACAAGCAAGACCUACAUUGCCCGUGUCGGCGCGGAGACCAAGCGUAUGGGUGGUCAGGACGCUGCUGCCAUUGCCUCCAUGGCUACCGGCAUGCCCGAGGGCGGCAGCGGAAUCCUGGGCUAAAUCUGAUCCAUCGUCAAAUCG